CCGAACACGCUUACGGAGCCAAUUCGACUCCGAACAUGCUUACGGAGCCAAUUCAGACAUACGCCGGCUCGCGUGAUGCAUGGUGUUGACUAGCGUAGUGAAACUUUUCGCUUCAAAACCUCCAAAAGUUGUCGUUAGUCCCGUGGCAGGAUAGCUACUGGUCUAUCUCCCCGCUCUUUCAUGUUCAAGGUGUUAACUCCCAAUAUGUUCGCAAAUUUUCAGAAGUGUUGAAAUCCAGAGGUUCUUGAAUUCCGUUGCGCCUGGAUUAAAUUCACUGGCGUUUGGAUUAUUUCGGCUGGCGUUUGGAUUAAAUUGAGUGGCGUUUGGAUUAAAUUGAGUGGCGCUUGGAUUAAAUUGAGCGGGAAAACCUGUAGUACUAGCGGACCUGUUCCUGUAGACAUGGCAGUAAACUGUUGCAAUAUAAGCUCCCCUUAAAAUUGUUAGAAUCGACUGCUUACUGCAGGCUGUGCCAUUCUGCCCCCGAACAUAAGCCGCACUAUCAAAAAAAAAAAAAAAAAAAACGCAGAACACAUUAAGACAGCCGAUUACCAAUGCUCCUUUGGCAACAUUGAGGACGCCAAACUAUUGCUGCUGCUCGCUCGCUUUGUCGUCUGCGUUUGUUUAUGCUGCUGUUACUACGGGCACUCAGUGAAUAAGCGCUACACCGAACUUAUUUUCCGUUGACUAUGACUUCACUAAGUCAUCGAGGGGUUCAACUCCUCGCCGCGGCGGUUGCGGGCUGGGGCAGCUGCCGCGCGUACGACCACUUUUCGGCCAAAGGUCAGGUGCACGCUGCCACGCUUUUGCCGAGGCCCCCUACCACCGUACCUAUCGAACCUGUUGAAGACGCAAGCCGCCAAACGCAGAUCAUGCGUUUCGGCUUUCCUGGCACCGAUUCCAUCCGCUUUCUAGACGACUAUGUCCUCUCUUACGACCGCAGGAAUAGAACUGCGCACUGGGUCUUUGAGCACCUAACGAAGGAGAAACUGUCGAAGAACGACAAAGUAGACAGGUCCAAGUGCGAAUUUCACGAAGACCUCCAAAUACACCCGUACUUUCGGUCCCUGAACUCCGACUACCACAAGAGUGGCUUUGACCGCGGCCACUUGGCGGCCGCCGGCAACCACCGGCAGUGUCAGAGCGACGUGGAUCAAACCUUUCUGCUCAGUAAUAUGGCACCCCAGGUUGGCAAAGGAUUCAACAGAGACUCCUGGAACAGACUAGAGAAACAUGUCCGAGGCCUGACAAAGCGCUACAAGAAUGUCUAUGUGUGCACUGGCCCUCUCUACUUGCCAAGGACUGAGAAUGAUGGAAAGAAGUAUGUCAAGUAUCAAGUCAUUGGUGCCAACCACGUAGCUGUGCCAACACAUUUCUUCAAAGUUGUUGUAGCAGAAACAGAAAAUGCAGAAUUUGACUUGGAAGCAUACGUCAUGCCCAAUUCUGUUAUACCCGAUGACACGCAACUUCGGUCGUUUUUGGUUCCUAUAGACACCAUUGAGAGGGCAGCAGGGCUGCUGCUUUUUGACAAGAUUGACAGAAACAAGUUUCGUCGCAUCAACAGGAAAUAAUUUGCACAUGCCUAGAUCAUGGAAAGUGCACCACCAAACGACUGCUGCCUCAGGAGGAAUCCACAGCGCUGUCACAACUUUGUGCAGCCACAAUCUUGGGUCGUAAAGCGGAGAGUGAGAUGAGGAUGGCCUCCUGCCACAAGAAACACAAGCAUUAUUAAUUGUACUUGUAUCACCACACUGCAACAAGUUGCAAAUCACUGACACAGUCAAACCUUGAUUUAACAAGCUAUUCUUAUUUCCCAAUCUUAGUUUUCGCCCAUUUUAAGCAUGUACUUGGAGCCUUAUAGUGAAAAACUAUAAAAAUGUUCGCCAAGCCAAAAGUUAUUUGCAAGCAUCCUUCGUGUGAACAGUAAAAACGCUGUUGAAGUGCAUGCAGGGAUGCAACAUGCAGGAAACACUGCUGUGCUUUUUGUCACGUUGGUAAACAACUUGCGGACGCUGUGGCUUGGAGCGCUUGAAGAAACACCAGCGCUGACUAUUCUUUCAGUACAAAGGGAGGUCUAGGAUAUACACGCCCAUCUGCCCUCUCCCCCUAUACUGUUGCCAUGGCUGCGCAUGGCCGUCCAUACGCAAGUCGCGCGCCGUAUCUUGGAGGUAAUCUGCAGCAAGUGAAAACAACGAACCAAGAUGAUAGGUGUCUUGAUGCUCAUUUGUUCCCGCACGUCAAGUGCUGGUGGUCACUUAACCUCAAGCUUCCAAGACACUGUGCAAAGAAUUCACUCGCAUUGUGAUAGCGAGUUUUCAUGGUCAUCGAGUGACAUCUGAUCACAUUUGCCAGAACGCACGUGACGCCGAUAAAACUAUGAACCUCACCUUGCGUAGUUGUCUCUUUGCUAUCACCACCAAUGCUCUGCCUUUCUGGCAAAACUGACAUUUCUUAAAAUUUCAUUUCCCAAUCUUAAUUUUACAGGGAAUGUUCUACUUUUUAUUUAUUUAUUUUUCUUUUUUUGCAAUUUAACGAAGUAAUCUAGUGAUUCCAAUUUAACUUUUGUUAAAGCAUCAGCACUGCACACGCUGGCACUCAUAACCACACUAUUAUGGCCCAAGCAUCUUAUGAUUUUUUUUUUCAUAAGUUCUUACAAGAUACUAUUCACCAGAAAUGUCCUGGGAAUUUGUGAAAUUAUUUUUUUAAUACGGCUGAAACUUGAAAACCUCAAAUUAACUAAGUCCUUCACUGCAAGUACACCCUUGUUAUAUUGAGGUUUGACUGUGGUUGCAUAUUUAAGCAGAGGCAUACAGCUCGAAAUGUACUUAUUUAAUAAAUGUAUCUUGUGCCAAA
Messenger RNA from Dermacentor andersoni, 2850 nucleotides. Its product is annotated as endonuclease G, mitochondrial-like. Gene Ontology annotation, cellular component: nucleus; mitochondrial inner membrane. Lineage: Eukaryota; Metazoa; Arthropoda; Arachnida; Ixodida; Ixodidae. Gene Ontology annotation, molecular function: single-stranded DNA endonuclease activity; metal ion binding; RNA endonuclease activity. Gene Ontology annotation, biological process: apoptotic DNA fragmentation. The record is from RefSeq and is a predicted model, not a curated record.